AUGUGGUGGCUAUGGCGACUUUAUUUGGCGGCGGCUUUUGCGGCCGCCGUCUACGGCGGAGACGUCACGUAUGAUGGCAGGUCCCUCAUCAUCAAUGGCCAGAGGAAGUUACUCUUCUCCGGUUCCAUUCAUUAUCCUCGAAGCACCCCUGAUAUGUGGCCGUCACUCAUAAAAAGAGCUAAAAAUGGUGGGUUGGAUGUAAUAGAAACUUAUGUUUUUUGGAAUGAGCAUGAGCCUCAGCCUGGUCAGUUUGAUUUUAGCGGGAGAAAGGAUAUAGUAAGUUUCAUAAAGGAAAUUCAGGCACAGGGUCUCUAUGCAUGUGUUCGUUUUGGACCCUACAUUCAAUCUGAAAUUAGUUAUGGAGGUUUCCCGUUUUGGUUACAUGAUGUCCCUGGCAUCAUUUUCCGGUCAGAUAAUGAACCAUUCAAGUUACACAUGCAAAACUUCACAACAAAGAUGGUUAACAUGCUCAAGUCAGAAAAACUAUUUGCUUCUCAAGGAGGUCCCAUCAUAUUGUCUCAGAUAGAGAACGAGUAUAGCAAUGUAGAGAAAGGAUUGAAGGAGAAAGGGCCUCCAUAUGUUCGUUGGGCAGCGCAGAUGGCUGUGGGACUCCAAACUGGUGUGCCAUGGGUCAUGUGCAAGCAAAUUGAUGCUCCUGAUCCUGUUAUUAAUUCAUGCAAUAAUAUGAAAUGUGGGGAGCUGGAUUUCACUCCCAACUCACCAAACAAGCCUGCAAUUUGGACUGAGAACUGGACAAGCUUCUAUCAAGUAUAUGGAGGUGAGCCACGCAUAAGAUCAGCAGAGGACAUAGCAUAUCAUGUUGCUCUAUUUAUUGCACGCAAAAAAGGCUGCUUUAUCAACUAUUACAUGUACCAUGGUGGAACCAAUUUUGGUAGAUCAGCUUCCGCAUUUGUGAUAACGGGCUAUUAUGAUCAAGCUCCCAUAGAUGAAUAUGGUUUAUUUAGAGAACCCAAAAGGGGGCAUCUAAAGGACUUACAUAUUGCUGUUAAACUAAAUUCAGCUACCAUUAUGCAUGGCACACCUUCUAACUUUUCAUUGGGCCCAUUCCAAGAAGCGUACAUGUUUCGGAGAAAUUCAGGAGAAUGCGUAGCUUUUCUAGUGAACAUCAACCGCAACCUAAGUGCAACGGUGCAGUUUCAGAAUUCUUCGUAUCAAUUGCCUCCUAAAUCCAUAAGCAUCUUGCCCGAUUGCAAGACACAAGUCUUCAACACCGCUAAGGUUAAUGCAAAAUACACUACCAGAUCAACGACGCCAGUCCUCCAAUUUAACUCAGCUCAAAAAUGGGAAGAAUUCAAAGAGGAAGUUCCCAUCUUCUCUAACACUUCAACACGAGCAAAUGCUUUACUUGAACAUAUGAAUACUACAAAAGAUACUUCAGACUAUCUUUGGUACACAACCAGUUUUCAGCACAACGUAUCAGACACCUCAUCUACAAUUAGGGUGAAGACAUUGGGACAUGUAUUACAUAUAUUCUUUAAUGAUGCAUUAGCAGGUUAUGCGCAUGGAAGGUUUAGGCACUCAAGUUUUAAAAUGAAGAGAAGAGUUAGUCUAAAGGAAGGGAUAAACAGCAUUUCCCUAUUAAGUGCCUCAGUUGGAUUACCAAAUUCAGGACCGUAUCUCGAGCGCAGGGCUUUGGGACUCUGUAAAGCUGCGAUUAAAACAAGUCAAGGAAGGCAAGAUCUUCGGCAUUCUGAAUGGGGUUAUCAGGUUGGAUUGUUGGGAGAAAAGAUGCAAAUUUUUGAAGAAGAUGCAUCAAAUACGGUUCAAUGGAGCAAGUUUAGCUAUUCUAAGCAACCACUUAUAUGGUACAAGACCACAUUUGAUGCACCAAGUGGUAAUGGACCGAUAGCAUUAAACCUUGGCUCCAUGGGAAAAGGUCAUGUUUGGGUUAACGGCCAGAGCAUUGGUCGUUAUUGGGUCUCUUUCCAUACACCAUCAGGCACACCUUCUCAGGCCUGGUACAACAUUCCAAGAUCAUUUGUGAGAGCAAGUAAAAACAGUGUAGUUUUGUUUGAGGAAGAAGGGGGAAAUCCUUUGGGCAUCACAAUUGAUUCAAUCUCAAUCAGCAAAGUGUGUGGGCAUGUGGGGGAGUUGCAUCCGCCGCCUGUGCGUUCAUGGAAGAAGCGCGGCAUGAGUGGCCCCAAACUGCAGCUUCACUGUCCCCAAAAACAACACAUUUCUAGAAUUUUGUUCGCAAGCUUCGGAACCCCCACCGGUGAUUGUGCCGCUUAUGCUCUUGGGACUUGCCACUCCCCCAAUUCUCAAUCCAUCGUGGAAAAGAGGUGUUUAGGGAAGAGGAAAUGCUCAAUCUCAGUUUCAAGUCGAGCCUUUGGGGGAGACCCCUGUCCAGGGAUUACUAAAUCUCUGUUGGUCGAUGUUCAAUGCACCUAACAAAACACACACAUCUCAUAAUUUAAUUCAAGAAUUUCAUAAAUUUGAUAUACAUACAUUUUUAUAUGAAAAUAAAUUGUACGUUUUUAUCUUGUGUGGAAUGCAUACAUGCAUUAGUGAUUGGUAA
Molecule: messenger RNA, 2539 nt
Organism: Ipomoea triloba (trilobed morning glory)
Lineage: Eukaryota; Viridiplantae; Streptophyta; Magnoliopsida; Solanales; Convolvulaceae
Product: beta-galactosidase 16-like
Exons: 19
Coding region: 1-2412 (803 amino acids)
Biological process (GO): carbohydrate metabolic process
Cellular component (GO): cell wall; vacuole
Molecular function (GO): beta-galactosidase activity; carbohydrate binding
Source: RefSeq, a predicted model, not a curated record